Messenger RNA from Amyelois transitella, 1422 nucleotides. It is a transcript of the gene Desat3, whose product is annotated as acyl-CoA Delta-9 desaturase. The record is from RefSeq and is a predicted model, not a curated record. Gene Ontology annotation, molecular function: iron ion binding; stearoyl-CoA 9-desaturase activity. The transcript has 5 exons. Gene Ontology annotation, cellular component: endoplasmic reticulum membrane. Lineage: Eukaryota; Metazoa; Arthropoda; Insecta; Lepidoptera; Pyralidae. Gene Ontology annotation, biological process: unsaturated fatty acid biosynthetic process. Bases 159 to 1217 code for a protein of 352 amino acids.
UACUAAUUGUAUAAAAGUAGUUGUAUUUAAAUUAGCGCUUGCAGUCUGCCUUCGAAUUUUAUUCGAAAUGCUUGUGAAAUCGUACAGAUAGAACAUUAACGUACUAGGUUUCAUUGGACCUACACAGUGACUAUUGGAUUUUUUGCCGAUUUAUCAAAAUGCCGCCUCAGGGUCAAGAUCGCGAGUCCUGGGUUCUGUACGAGACCGACGACAAGACGCAAGAUGGUGGCACUCACGUGGUGCCUCCCUCCGCCGAGAAAAGAGUGUGGAAAAUCGUCUGGAGGAAUGUCAUCGCAUUUGCUCUGCUCCACAUCGGAGGCGUUUACGGCGCUUAUUUGUUCCUCUUCAAAGCUAUGUGGCUGACCGAUUUGUUUGCGGUAUUUCUGUACCUGUGCUCCGGCCUGGGCGUCACUGCGGGCGCGCACCGGCUGUGGGCACACAAGUCGUACAAGGCGCGGCUGCCUCUCCGCCUGUUGCUUACUGUCUUCAACACCAUAGCUUUUCAGGAUGCCGUGAUCGACUGGGCUCGCGACCACCGCCUGCACCAUAAGUACUCGGAGACGGACGCCGAUCCCCACAACGCAACAAGGGGGUUCUUCUUCUCCCACAUUGGCUGGUUGCUCGUCAGGAAACACCCACAAAUCAAGGAGAAAGGGCCCACCAUCGACCUGAACGACUUGAGGGCCGAUCCCGUACUCCACUUCCAGAAGAAAUACUAUUUAUACCUUAUGCCCUUGGCAUGUUUCGUCAUGCCCACAUUAGUACCUACACUCUGGGGUGAAUCUCUAUGGAACGCGUAUUUCGUAUGCGCUAUCUUCAGAUACAUAUAUGUUCUAAACGUCACUUGGCUCGUAAACUCAGCUGCGCACGCUUGGGGAAGCAAACCGUACGACAAAAACAUCAACCCUGUGGAAACCAAGCCUGUAUCCUUGGUGGUCCUUGGAGAAGGCUUCCACAAUUACCACCACACUUUCCCGUGGGAUUACAAGACUGCCGAAUUAGGAGAUUACUCUUUAAACUUCUCCAAAUUAUUCAUCGAUGCUAUGGCAAAAAUAGGUUGGGCUUAUGACCUGAAAACGGUCUCUCCUGAUGUGAUCGAGAAGCGUGUGAAGAGGACGGGAGACGGCAGUCACCACGUCUGGGGCUGGGACGACAAAGACGUCCCGGUUGAAGAAAAAGAAGAAGCCACCAUCUUUAACCCUUCGAAAGAUGAAUAACCUAGUGAUUUGGGACUAAUAUUAUUUAGUUAGAAACGCUGUUCCAAUUUUAAUAUACCACAGAAAUUAUGAUUGGUUGGCUUGUAUUUAUUUAUUUAUUAAAGAAAUGUCCUUGCUAAAAAUAAGUUCUGCAGGAGAUUGUCAUCUCCUUCUCCUCCGCGUAUUUAUUUUAAUUAUUUGUUAUAAUUAAAUUUGUUUUACAUUU